This is a messenger RNA of Hirsutella rhossiliensis, 1875 nucleotides long. Its product is annotated as major facilitator superfamily domain-containing protein. Gene Ontology annotation, molecular function: transmembrane transporter activity. The transcript has a single exon. Gene Ontology annotation, biological process: transmembrane transport. The coding region runs from base 1 to 1875 and encodes 624 amino acids. The record is from RefSeq and is a predicted model, not a curated record. Lineage: Eukaryota; Fungi; Ascomycota; Sordariomycetes; Hypocreales; Ophiocordycipitaceae.
AUGACGACAGCCGAGUCGCCGGCGACGCCUGCGCCGCGAUCCACUUCCGAGGACACGACCGAUGUCGAGCGAGACGCCGGCGUCGUCAAGCCGCAUGAGGAAAAAACGACGCCGACCGGGUCCCGGGACCCAGAGCAUCGGUCCGGCGCCGGCCAGCUCCCGGCGCCGGCAGUCGGGCGGCCAGAGACCGAGGCCGCGACCGACCCGCCCGAGAGCGGCCGCACGAGCAUCGAGACGUUCCUCGUCAUGUUCGCCCUCUGCCUGGCCCUGUUCCUGGCGGCGCUCGACAUGACCAUCAUCACAACCGCCAUCCCCACCAUCUCCAGCCACUUCGACUCGAGCGUCGGCUACGUCUGGAUCGGCAGCGCCUACCUGCUCGGCAACGCCACCUUUGUGCCCACCUGGGGCAAGAUCUCGGACAUCUUCGGCCGCAAGCCCGUCCUCAUCGCCGCCGUCAUCAUCUUCUGGAUCGGCAGCCUGCUGUGCGCCGUCAGCAACAGCAUGGGCAUGCUCAUCGCCGCCCGCGCCAUCCAGGGCGUCGGCGGCGGCGGCACCAUUGUCCUGCCCAACAUCUGCGUCUCGGACCUCUUCUCCAUGCGCCGCCGCAGCCUGUACUUUGGCAUCCUCGGCGGCGUCUGGGCCGUCGCCUCGGCCGUCGGGCCCGUCCUCGGCGGCGUCUUCACCACCAAGCUGUCGUGGCGCUGGUGCUUCUACAUCAACCUGCCCCUCGGCGGCGUCGGCCUCGCCAUCCUCGUCUUCGUCCUCAAGCUGCACAACCCGCGCACCCCCGUGCGCCAGGGCCUCGCCGCCAUCGACUGGCUCGGCAGCGUCCUCGUCAUUGGCGGCACCCUGAUGUUGCUCUUUGGGCUCGAGUCGGGCGGCGUCCAGCACCCCUGGGGCUCGCCCAUGGUCGUCUGCCUCGUCGUCUUUGGCGUCGUCGCCGUCGUCCUCUUUGCCCUGUACGAGGCCUUUGUCGCCCGCUUUCCCCUCAUCCCCGUCUCGCUCUUCCGCCAGAGCACGAGCAUCGCCGCCUUUGUCCUGUCCUUUGCCCACGCAUUCACCUUUAUGAGCGGCAGCUACUGGCUGCCCCUGUACUUCCAGGCCGUCAUGGGCGCCUCGUCGCUGCUGUCGGGCGUCUACCUGCUGCCCUUUGUCCUGUCCCUGUCCCUCGCGUCGGUCGCGACGGGCGUCGUCAUCAAGAAGUCGGGCAACUACAAGCUCAUCAUCAUGGCCGGCCUGCUGGUCAUGACGCUCGGCUUCGGCCUCUUCAUCUCCCUCGGCCACGACCGCGACUGGGCCAAGAUCAUCAUCUUCCAGAUCAUUGCCGGCGCCGGCGUCGGCCCCAACUUCCAGGCACCGCUGCUGGCGCUGCAGACCAACGUGGAGCCGCGGGACAUUGGCGCCGCCACGUCGAGCUUCGGCUUCCUCCGGCAGCUGGGCACGUCCAUCUCCGUGGCCGUCGGCGGCGUCAUCUUCAACAACGAGAUGCAGAAGCAGCACGACGCCCUGGCCCGGAGCAUCGGCCCGGAGCUGGCCGACAAGUUUGGCAGCUCGGACGCGGCGGCGAGCGUCCAGGCCGUCGGGACUCUGCCGGCAGCCGAGCGAGCCGUGGUGCAAGGCGCCUACUGGAACGCGCUCCAGAAGAUGUACAUUGUCUACACGUGCUUCAUCUUUGCCGGCUUCCUCGUCAGCUUCUUCAUCAAGCAGAAGAAGCUGAGCAAGACGCACACGGAGCACAAGACGGGUCUGAAGACGCUCAAGCACCGCACCGCGGGCGAAUCCGGCGAGGAGAGCAAGGGUGGGCAGAACGAGACGCUGCUGACCGAGACAGAGAGAGAGCAUGGAUGGCGUUUGAUUUUCAUGUCCGUCAUUUGA